AUGCAGACGAUAGAGAAGGCGAUGCAUCAACCGAUGCCAUUUACCACCGGUGGGCAGACUAUCACAGAUCGACUAACUGCAGCAAAACAUUCUUUGGCUGGAAGUCAACUUGGGAAAACAGUUUGUAAAGCUACUACUGAAGAGCUUAUGGCACCAAAGAAAAAACAUCUUGACUAUUUAUUACACUGUACUAAUGAGCCAAAUGUGUCAAUUCCGUCUAUGGCCAAUUUGUUAAUCGAGCGAACGCAAAACCCUAAUUGGACGGUUGUAUAUAAGUCUCUUAUAACUAUUCACAAUAUCAUGUGUUACGGGAACGAAAGAUUCUCGCAAUAUUUGGCUUCUUGCAACACGACAUUCAACUUGAGUACAUUUCUCGACAAAAAUUCCGCUCAAGGUUACGACAUGUCACAGCAUGUAAGGAGAUACGCGAAGUAUAUAUCAGAAAAAAUAUCGUCUUACCGUUUAUGUGUGUAUGAUUUCUGUAAAGUGAAACGGGGUAGAGAAGAUGGACUUCUUAGAACAAUGAACACUGACAAGCUAUUGAAAACGAUGCCGAUAUUGCAAAACCAACUUGAUGCUCUUUUAGAAUUCCAAGUUACUUCUGGAGAAUUAAACAACGGUGUCAUAAAUUGUUCAUUUAUACUUUUAUUCCGAGAUCUUAUUCGUUUGUUCGCUUGUUACAAUGACGGCAUUAUAAAUUUACUUGAAAAGUUUUUUGAUAUGAAUAAGAAGCAGUGCCGCGAGGCGCUCGAUAUGUAUAAAGCUUUCUUGGCGCGUCUCGAUAAGGUGGCAGACUUCCUGAAAGUAGCUGAGUCAGUUGGAAUCGAUCGUGGAGAGAUCCCUGACUUGACUCGCGCACCAGCAUCUUUGUUAGAGGCACUUGAAGCGCAUUUGAAUCAGCUUGAAGGUGGUAGGAUCCAACCGGGAGCAAAUCAUAAUGAGCAGUUUGCCGCUGCUAUGGGACAAGGUUCUUUUGGGUUUUCUUCGGGACAUCAACCAAGCUCUAUGGAUGACUCUGAACAACGUAAAAAAUCUGUUCCCUCGGAUAGUUCCAAGACUGUUGUCCCACAGAGUUUCAACCCAUUUGCUAGUGCCUCUCCGCAGCCGUUGGCUGAACAGCGGCCUGUCUCGAAACCUAGUGAUGAUUUAAUGUCUCUCUUCGAGCCUGUUGCCGAAAAUACUGCUCCAGCUGCACCUGUUUUUCCUCCUGCUGGAGCAGCCAUGCCGCUCGAUGCUCAGAUGGCUUCAUUGCAACUUGAUCCUACGAACCCAUUCGCACAGAACGUUUUCACGCAACCACCUGUGUUGCCUGCACCAGUUGUAACUUCAGAAGAAUCUGCUAACACUAAUCCAUUCUUAAUGGGGAAUAACGGUGCUGUAGCUGCACCUUCACCAUUUUCGGGAAGGAGUGAGGAGAACCGUGGGUAUCAGUGGGGUGACGUCAGGAUGUCCGGCAAUCAACAGGUUCAGUGGGCACCUGUUUCUGAGGCGGAUAUUGACAGUGAUGAAACUGGUACAAAACAACCUGUGUGGAAUUCUAGUGAUGAAGGCUCACAGAUAACGUCAGCAGCUGAGUCAAAAAAUAUUGAUAAUACUAACAAAACAGAUACAGGUGCUGGAGCCUUAAAUGAAGCUGUGAAUUCUGUAUUACGAAAUCCAUUUGGGGCGCUUCAGCAAAACGCUCAAGCUUUCCAUGCAGCUGGUUCAACUGAAACUGUACCUCCAGCUCACAACCAAAUGCCACCAUUUAAUGUUCCUCCAACUGUACCAUCUGCGUCGACUACGCAGGCAGGGAAAUUUGGAAGAGAUUUGGAUUCGGCGUUGAACUCGAUUGCUGAAAAUCUUACUGUUAGUGGAAAGGCGGCAACACAGGGCAAACCUGUUCAAUGGAACAAUCAAGGUGGCUCGCGACCGUCCUUAGUAGCUCCCACGCAACCAUUGACACAGUUACCUUAUACGCAGGUUCCGGUUAGACCAUGGGGACAGAUGGGUGCUUACUCAUCUCAACCAGCGCUCUAUCCGUCACAACAAAUGAUGGGGAUGUAUGCGCAGCCAGGUUUUGUACCAAUGCCGACAACAGUCUAUGGUGUACCACCACAACCACAAACCAGUCAACCCACAACGGCCGCACAGUCACAGACAAGCUUCACUCAACAGCAUUCUUUACUUUAA
Messenger RNA from Enterobius vermicularis (human pinworm), 2172 nucleotides. The record is from the annotation of a GenBank genome assembly. Lineage: Eukaryota; Metazoa; Nematoda; Chromadorea; Rhabditida; Oxyuridae.